AUGUUCUCGAAGCCCGAGGACAAAAAUAAGAAGAAAUACUACAAGUUCCACCGAGACGUCGGUCAUGACACUGAAGACUGCCGCCAACUGAAGAGAGAGAUCGAGGAUGUGAUCCAAAAGGGGCACCUCCGGAGAUACGUCAGGGAGGACAGAAAGGAUAAUCCUCGGGGCCGAGACAGCACAAAGAGCGACCCUAAGAGGGAUGACCGACCCAAAGGAAGAGAUGAGCGAGAUCCCUGGGACGACUGGCGAGAUGACCAGAGAGAGAACCGAGGAACUGGCACUGAGGCCAACACCUCCAAUGCCCCGGCUAUUCUCCCCAUUCUGGGAGGCCCGGGGCAGGAGUCGUCCCAAAAAGCAAAGUCUAAAGCACGGUUUGUGGCCUUAGCGGAAGUAUCCGAGAAGAAAACACGAAUUGAGCCAACAAUUACCUUCUCCGAUGGAGAUCUUGAGGGGCUGAGCUGGCUACACGACGAUGUAGUCGUGGUUCAGGAAGUUAUAGCCAACCGUCUGGUGCACAGGAUUUUGGUGGAUACCAGGGCAUCAGUAGACAUGUUGUCGUACGAUGCCUACGUACAGUUCAAGUUCGAGCCAGGCACGCUGAAGCCCUAG
Molecule: messenger RNA, 612 nt
Organism: Telopea speciosissima
Lineage: Eukaryota; Viridiplantae; Streptophyta; Magnoliopsida; Proteales; Proteaceae
Exons: 1
Coding region: 1-612 (203 amino acids)
Source: RefSeq, a predicted model, not a curated record